Molecule: messenger RNA, 2097 nt
Organism: Dermacentor andersoni
Lineage: Eukaryota; Metazoa; Arthropoda; Arachnida; Ixodida; Ixodidae
Source: RefSeq, a predicted model, not a curated record
ACGGUUCUAUGUUUGCCUUCUUUCACUGUGAAGCAGAGCAGAAAGAUUCUGUGCGUCUCUGUGCCUAGCUACAACUACAAUACGAACAUUUUCUUUUCUUGAAGCGGAAAUGAGCUUCUAUACGCGAGCACUACAGCACGCAAAUGCAUGCAAGAAUUGACACAACGGCGUUAUAGAAAAAAAAAUGCAACUACAUUUUCUUUUGUUGCUCUCUUAAAAAGUAAAACAAGAUAAAGCCCUACGAAACCUAGUCCAGUGUGACGUGAAUUAGGUACAAUCCAGGUCACUUCGGCAUAGCGCGGCCUCCGAAGGCCAGAGGUCUCCGACGGGCUGUUGGGGCACACGCUUCUGCAGUAAAACUGGGCGUCUAUUUUGAAAAAAAAAAAAGGCUCGUCUUAAACUUAGAAAGCGCCAAAGUUACACCCAGCAAAACGGAAAGCGAAACGGCCAGCGAGAUAUUCUGGGAAGUCAGGUGACGAGCUGGCGUUGUCAGGUCUCCCUUUCAUUGUAGAACUUUUCCUUCUCGCUCCUUGGCUCGCGCUGCUACGCGCGCACCGUGGGGAGGUGGGGGGCAUCAGUCGAGCGAGCUGCGCGCGGAGCGAGGCAUCGGAGCGGUGCGACGAGCAUGGCGUCCGGCGGCGUCGCGCGACGUUGCCUUGUGCUCGCGGCUGUGUCCUGCUGCAGCCUGGGCGCCGCCUUAGCGCUCGUCGUGUUCGGGAACGGGGCCACGUGGGAACGCGAGCUGCCGCUGUGCACCUCGGAGCGCUCGGCCUGCAGUCUGGUUCAUCGGCGUUACUGGCAGAGCCCGCUCGAGAUCCGGCUGUGCCGCUGCCCGCGCAAGGAGCCCUGUCCCGAGGGUUUCGACAGAGCGACCGAUGGAUUGGCGUUCAACGUCACCGCCAGGACUCAACUUAAGAUGUGCUCCGGCUGGCAAGCUCCCCCUUGUAACGCCAGUCAGGUAUCACUGGUAGCAAAGACCAUCAGAAAGAUAUCACGUGUUGCCCAUGGUCAAAACGGCAAGCAAACGCACGCAGAGGUGAUGUGCCGCUGCUCUGGGCAGAACUCGGACGUAUAUUACCGUCGGGCCCACGGAAACAACACGGCGGAUUUGACCUACUACGAACAGCGCCAGUACUUCACCUGUGAAUCGCUGAGUGAGUGCAAGCCUGGAGAGCCGUGCGGACACGUCGCGCGGGACUACUACGCCACGUACAAGACGUGUAACUGCCCGGCCCACCACUUGUGCACAGUGCCUCUGAACUUCAACGACCGCAAGGUUGUGAACGUGAAGGAAGCGUUGUACGAAGGGAGUGCUUAUCUGGCGCUGUGCCUGCCGAAGUAAAAACAAAAGAAGCCAAGGAUCUCAGUCGCAGAGGCUUUCGACCAUUUCUUUUACGCAUCUCAACGCUAUUAACGGUCUGCGACCGUGCGCCGACGUAUCCUGACAGCCACCGGAGUUAACGACAUUACCCGCUGCGAGAUGCACAGCAAGCAAAAGAAUACACGGUGAUUUCCAUACUAUGCGCUGUGGCGAAAGGAACACGCCGCGUCGCACGUACUGCGCCCCAACGCAGUGAUUCAUGUCUGUGAUCUCUGGCGGUGAACAGACUCUGGGGCGCAUGAGCGAGCGAGAUCGUUAGGGUUUAUCGAAAGCCACCAAGGAUUAAUCGCUUCAGUGUACAUUUCCCCCAAUCUCACUUCAUUUGUAAGGUUUCUUAUAGGGCACAAUAAGUUGUUCCAAAAUCCUUAACCAUUAGAGCAAGGUGAGAGAGCCCCUUAAGGUGUCCCUUAUUGCUCGUGUUGUCAUGAAUGAUUAGUUUGGAGGUCAAAGGCCCGGUCCAUCUUCAUUGCGCAAGAAACUCAGCGAUUCCAUCCUACAAAACGGAAAACAUCUAUUUUGUUUUCAUGCGUUGCUUUGAGAUUGGGAAAUUCCCUAGAUGUGCAUGCUGAAUGUGCCGCGCGAGGAGUCGCCACAGCAUGGAGCGGACGCGUUCGUGUGGAGUGGUCCAGCUCACUCACUAGUGAGGAAGUGAUGGGGGCGGCGCACCAUCGCCGACAGGUCGGACAGCAAACCGUUUGUAAAUAAAAUUUGAUUGA